Molecule: messenger RNA, 675 nt
Organism: Toxorhynchites rutilus septentrionalis
Lineage: Eukaryota; Metazoa; Arthropoda; Insecta; Diptera; Culicidae
Product: 40S ribosomal protein S19a-like
Exons: 3
Coding region: 143-613 (156 amino acids)
Biological process (GO): ribosomal small subunit assembly; translation
Cellular component (GO): cytosolic small ribosomal subunit; ribosome
Molecular function (GO): structural constituent of ribosome; RNA binding
Source: RefSeq, a predicted model, not a curated record
AUUCACGUCAAACUGACGUCAAUUUCUAGCUAUCGUAAAUUCUUUCCUUCUCUUUUUCCGGUUGCACAUAGAAGUGAACGUAAGGUUUUCACAUUUCUGUUCAAAUAAUUCAAGAUUUAACUGUUUACUAAAAUAAAAGAAUAUGCCAGGAAUCACCGUAAAGGACGUCGAUCAGGACAAAGUUGUCCAGGGUGUUGCCCUGUUCCUGAAGAAAUCUGGCAAGCUGAAGGUUCCAGAUUACAUUGACUUGAUCAAAACAGCCAAGUUCAAGGAGCUGGCUCCAACCGAUCCCGACUGGUUCUACGUUCGUUGUGCUUCUAUCCUGCGUCGUUUAUACCACCAGAGCCCAUCGGGAGUGGGUUCGAUCACCCGGAUCUAUGGUGGCCGCAAGCGUUGUGGUGUGCGACCUUCCCAUUUCUGCCGUGCUGAUGGAAGUGCCGCCCGAAAGGCUGUCCAAGCGCUGGAGAAUAUUAAACUGAUUGAGAAACACCCCGAGGGUGGACGCAAGUUGACCAGCCAGGGUCAGCGGGAUCUGGACCGAAUCGCUGCACAAAUUGUGAGCAAACAGCGGGCCGCCCAAAAGAAGGAAGCUGCCACGAUUGUGCUGUCGUAAGGAUAUUUGCAGUGGGAGAUGUGGAUUCGAAAAUAAAAGUUCGUGAAAAGUUACAUCUGUAA